UCCUUCCCUGACUUCCAUUUUUUCCAAAAUAGCUACACCAAGAUCAAAACACUGCCAAUCGCUAUCGAUACACCAAAAAUUAACUGAACUACCACAGAUCCUGUCUUCACCUUCAUUCCGUCCUCACCCAUGUUGGAAAAGCUAGGGUCGGGACCACCUGGGUUUUGUGGGUUUCUAGUUUUAGACAACCCAAAAGCACGCUCAUCCCUUACUCUACCUACAGGAAAACCAGAAGCUAUAGGAAAGGAGGUUGAGCAUGAAGCUGAGCAAGUGUUCUUACCAAGAGAACCCAGAUUCCCACCUUCUUCCCCUUUUUUUUUGUUUCUCCUGGGUUUUCUUGGUAAGAACCCGAUCUGGGUUCUCUUAGGGAGAGAUAGAGAAAGGAAAGGUUGAGUGAGUCUGGUGUUGGGGAAGGGGGGAGAAAAUGAAAAGGCAUGGGCUACAAGCGCCUAGAGUGACUUCGCCACUCUCCUCCAGCUCAUCACCCUUCUUCUCUACAUGAACAUACCCAAAAUAGCAAGACCUAUUUGCAGACAAUUUCAGAAGCUUAUUCAAAUUUUCGGGAUGGGAAAUAUGAAAACUAGAGCAGUAAUUGGAGAAUCUCAAACAACAUUCCUUCCAUCAAUCCAAGCUAGAUAAUGAAGAUAACGUAAAACACAGCUCAGAAGUUCCACACGCCGCAGAAAGGUCCCUUUCUGCAAAGACAAAGCAUUUGCUCCAAAAUGCAACUCUCUCACUUCUAUCUUUUGAGAUAAUCUGGAUCAG
Molecule: messenger RNA, 765 nt
Organism: Rubroshorea leprosula
Lineage: Eukaryota; Viridiplantae; Streptophyta; Magnoliopsida; Malvales; Dipterocarpaceae
Source: the annotation of a GenBank genome assembly